AUGGCGGUCCUUCUUGAAACGACGCUCGGCGAUAUUGUGAUUGAUUUAUUCACAGACGAAAGGCCGAAAGCUUGUCUCAAUUUUCUGAAAUUAUGCAAGAUAAAAUACUACAACUACUGCCUUAUCCACAAUGUACAGAGAGAUUUUAUCAUCCAAACUGGGGACCCUACUGGAACAGGGCGGGGUGGCGAGUCGGUCUACUGCAAACUUUACGGGGACCAGGCCCGUUUUUUCGAUUCAGAGAAAGCACCGCGCAUUAAACACAGAAAAAAGGGGACAGUCUCUAUGGUUAAUAAUGGGAGUGACCAACAUGGUUCACAGUUCCUUAUUACCACUGGUGAAAACCUGGAUUACCUGGAUGGCAUGCAUACCGUUUUUGGGGAAGUGUCAGAGGGCUUGGAUGUGCUGUCUAAAAUCAAUGAGACGUUUGUCGAUACAGACUUUGUCCCAUUUCAGGACAUCAGAAUAAACCAUACUGUGAUCCUUGAUGACCCAUUUGAUGAUCCGCUGGAUCUUCCAGUUCCUGAUCGGUCUCCUGAGCCCACCAAAGAGCAGCUAGACAGUGGAAGGAUUGGAGCAGAUGAAGUCAUAGACGAGACUGAUGGGAAAGCAGUUGAAGAAGUCGAGGAGCGGAUCAAGGAGAAAGAAGCCAAAACCCGCGCAAUCCUGCUUGAGAUGGUGGGCGACCUGCCUGAUGCAGACAUAAGGCCUCCAGAGGACGUGCUGUUUGUGUGCAAACUAAACCCAGUGACCACAGAUGAGGAUCUUGAAAUCAUCUUUUCUCGUUUUGGACCUAUUAAAAGCUGUGAAAUCAUUCGUGACUGGAAGACUGGGGAGUCACUCUGCUAUGCUUUUAUUGAAUUUGAAAAGCAAGAGGACUGCGAGAAGGCCUACUUUAAAAUGGACAAUGUGCUCAUAGACGAUCGGCGCAUUCAUGUUGACUUCAGCCAGUCUGUGUCCAAGAUCAAAUGGAAAGGAAAAGGUGGGAAGUACACCAAAGAAGAUUUCAAGGCGUAUGAAAACGACUUGGAGAAGCGAUCCAAACUGACUCUGAAAGAUCAAGUGAAGCCCAAACAAGAUUCCCGAUAUGACCUUCUUUUGGAUGAAGAUGAGGAGCAAGAACAUCGUCAUUCUGAGAAAAAACACAAAGAGAAGAGACAUCAUCAUCAUCAUUCGGAUGACGAAUCGAGCAAAUCCAAAAAAUAUAAGGACGAUAGGGACAACCGGCGGGACAGGAAGCAAGACCGAAAACGCUCCCGUUCACGUUCCCGCUCCAGGGACAGGGAUCGCAGGCACGACAAAUCCUGGGACAAACACGAGAAAGAGAGACGAGACAGGAGUCGAAAGAGUCGGAGUCGUUCGCCCAGGAAGUCUCAGGACAAAGUCAGGAGCAGAUACAGAUGA
This is a messenger RNA of Nerophis lumbriciformis (worm pipefish), 1404 nucleotides long. The record is from RefSeq and is a predicted model, not a curated record. NCBI's taxonomy places the organism in Eukaryota, Metazoa, Chordata, Actinopteri, Syngnathiformes, Syngnathidae.